AUGACAAAGCUGCAGAAGAUAUCGUCUAAAACAGUUAUUAUCCAGCCUGGCUCCACAGUUUUACGCAUCGGUCUUGCUUCCGAUGAGGAGCCAAAGUGCUUUUUCCAUUGUAUUGCUCGUGCGUGUAAAAACGCUGGCCCUGUUCGGAUUCCCUCUUUAAACUCCCAAAACUUUACUUCAGAAGAUAUUGACGUGUCAAGUUCUGUCUUCAGUUUCUUCCCCCGCUCAGAUUCCUUAGUGAUUGAAAAUAAGUUUUACAACAUUUUGAAUUCCGUCGAUACUGAUUCCAAAUAUUUUCUGGGUGAUCCUAGGCCUCCGUUCCUACCCUUUCUCAGAGCUCUUAAUAAAUGCGUUGGUUGUGACUAUCAGCUGGAAUGGCCAAUUGUGUCUGGUUCUUUUAACAGGGCAUUUACCCCGUCUCUCAACUUGCAGAAUCUGGAAGAUAUGUGGACUUAUGCUUUGGAGAAGCAUUUGGCUAUUCCCAGGAACUCAUUUAACCUCUAUUCUGUAAUUCUCGUGAUCGAGGACGUCUUUUUCCGUCGAGAGGUGCGGCAGAUAAUAAACAUGCUCUUACUGAGUCUUCACUUCUCUCGAGUCGUUGUGCAGCAAGCCAGCGUGUGCGCUACCUAUGGUGUAGGGCUUCCUACUGCUUGUGUUAUCGACUUGGGCUUUCAAAAGACUUCCAUUUCCUGUGUUGAUGAGGGCAUUUCCCUUCCUGAUGUACGCGUUAAAUUGCCCGUUGGCGCUAGUAGUUGUCUUCAAGCUCUUCGUACGGCAUUAUACAGCUCUGCCGGAUGUGGAAAUGAACUCGCGGAGCUAAUGCAGGCAGCAGAACACGGAUCUCUCGAUGAUAUGAGACGCCUUUUCAAUGCAAUGUUUGACGCUGACAGUGCAAUAAUCGCGCGAAUGCAGACGGAGUCGUUGGAAUCAAUAGCCUCAGAGGAGAUAACCAUCAAAAUUUCUCCUAGACAUGAAGUCACUUUAUCCAAUACAACCGUUCUUGGCGCGCAUUUAGCACCCUACUUCUUCAUUACAGACGGUCGCUUGCUGCCGGAGUAUCAAAUACCAGGAAUUGAUGCGCCAGAGCCGGAUGACCCCUUUGACGAAAUCUACAGUGCCAUGACUAUGCGCGAAAAGAGGCGGAAAUUGCAGGGUGAUUUUGUUCCUAAUCGAGGUGAUGAGGGCGCCUUUGAGCUCAAAAAUCAGAAGGUUUCGAAGGCCUCCUCUUUCAAAGACCUAGCUGAGGCGGUUUUAUGGUCUAUCCGACACGCAGCUGCAGCUGCUGCCUCUGCUUCGACAUUUGAUUCAGAAGCACUGGGAGCCGACGGUGUUGCCGAUACUAAGGGUGAUCAACUGCGUCAACGUCUGUUCGGAUGCAUCCUCCUUGUUGGUGGUGGGGCCACCGGUCUCGGAGGCUUUCUCCUCUCUAGGUGGCUCACUCGUGAACUACAAAAUCUCGUGGGUGAUGGCACGAGUGUCGAAGUGCUGACUAGAACUCGCGGUGUCUCAGAUCUCGCUUGGCAAGGAGCCAAACUUAUGCUUAGCACAGACUCAAUCUCAGACCUCUGGCUUACUCCUGCCGAGUGGAAUCGCUACGGCUCUCGACUACUUCGUGAAAAAGCCCCUUUUCCUUGGUAA
Messenger RNA from Hydatigera taeniaeformis, 1638 nucleotides. The record is from the annotation of a GenBank genome assembly. Lineage: Eukaryota; Metazoa; Platyhelminthes; Cestoda; Cyclophyllidea; Taeniidae.